AUGGCUUCCAUCUUCACUUACCAAAAUGAGCCUCCCCGAAUACAUUCUCCUUGGUCGACACCAGGAACUUCAACCCCUCAGCCACUUCACUCGCUUGACAAUCCUCCCAGUGGAGGACAUCAUGCCACACAUGGACUCAUGAAGCUAGAGCCAGAACGUCAAGAUGGUCCUACCGAGUAUAAGCUCCAUCUCCUCCUUCGUCCGAGGCGGAAAUUCCUCUCGGCAACGACGACGUGCCCCGUCGUUGGGUCAAAGCCAUUGACUCCCCCAGUUCAGGUCGCAGCUGGACCAAGUCGCUCCCCUGGUGGCUCUUUGAUAGAUCGCCCACCAUCGCAACCUUCUGCACAGGCUCGUCAGACUAGACUACAACAACUGACUACACAGCUGCUAUGGAGGCUCCAACAGUCUUCGCCAUUUCAUUCUUCGUCAAACGCAGAUUUGGUAUUACCGCUGCUUCCUGAAGCGACCCCGAAGUUGGGAGUUCCGGAACGUCCAGCAAAGCUCCUACCAGGUCUCGAAGAAAGCCAAGGCGCCCUCUACGAAAUCGGCGUGGCUGAUGAUGGUGUCCUGGCGGGCUUGGUCGAAGACGAGCUAAAAGAGAGCUUAAACAAUCUCAAGGCCAUGGCUGCAAGCCUCGGCUGCACUACAAAUAUACUGCGAAAAGUCCCGGUAGGAACGUGUGAGUGGGUAGAUAGUGACGGCGAAACCGGCCACGCGCAAACGCGCAAAGAUGCACUCUGGGUUGCUGAAGUGCUGGUGUACCCUGACUCGCGAGGCUCAGCCGACGCCGACAUCCCAAGAACAACACUCGAUAUCUCACCCGGUUCCUCCGGACCGGACGAUGUGUCGUCGGAUCUUGCCGACCACGCUUCGACCGACCAAAUUCGAGUGACCCUGGUGGGCGCGACCACUGCUGGAAAGUCUUCUCUCUUAGGGACCCUGUCAACAUCUACACUAGAUAAUGGACGAGGCAAGAGCCGGUUGUCGCUGCUCAAACAUCGACAUGAGAUUGCUUCAGGGGUCACAAGUUCUGUUGCGCACGAACUCGUCGGGUAUCGAGAGGAUCGUGGCCCUCCACGUACUGUGAUCAACUAUGCGUCAGGUAAUGUUUCCUCUUGGAUAGAUAUCCACAACCUAGGUCAACGUCUUGUCUUGCUCUCCGACUCCCCUGGUCUCCCCAAAUUUUCAAAGUCUGCUUUCCGAAGUCUCAUAUCAUGGAGACCUUCUUGGACCAUUCUAUGCGUUGCAGCAAAUGAAAGUGACGAGGCAACUGGCCGAACCGGCGCACUAGGUCAGCAGCUGUUUGCUAAUAGCGGAACCGGGGAGAGUGGGGACCUCUCACAUUCAUACUUGGAUUUAUGUCUGCGGUUACAAGUGCCGUUGAUAGUGGCCAUCACAAAAAUGGACAUCGCGACCAAGGCGGGACUGCGACUGGUACUUGCGAGAAUUCUUUCGGCUCUCAAGGCGGCUGGUCGGAAACCCGUCAUGCUCAGCAACAUGUCAGGCUCCCUGUCUACUUCAGAGCAAGGAGGUGCCCUCCCGGACCUACAAAUCAUCUCCGAAAGGGAUCAGGCGGAGGUUGAACGACUUAUUGGAUCAAUGCAAGGGGACAUUGGACAGAGCCCUGUCCCGAUUCUCAUGACUUCCGCUGUCACAGGACUCGGCAUAAGCAAACUGCACGCAUUGUUUCGAACCGUUCCCACCGCCUGUAAGCCCAGGCAAUCUCUCGAUCGUGGGUCCAUAAUGAGCUCAUCGCUUUUCCAUGUCGAUGAAGUCUUCAGCAUCCCUCCAUCGCGUGUGUAUACCUUGGAUGCCGAAACUCAAAUCGCCAGACAGGGCAUUGUGCUUUGUGGACACCUCUCCUAUGGCCUGUUGUCGGUUGGCGACAUCAUGCUCCUGGGGCCUUUCAAUUUGGACACUGACGGCUUUUCUACCCACGUCUCUCAGUCCGCUGUGAGAGCGAAUUCCUACGCUGCGGCUGAGUCAUCUUAUGCAGAGAGGCUCUCGAGUGUUCUCGCGCGUUCUUAUCAGGGAGAUAUGCCACAGCACCCGACUCGAAGAUAUCUGCCAUCGGCGGCAUUUCUCCAAGUCCGCGUCGUGUCUCUUCGGACUUUACGACUUCCAGUGAUGCGCAUGCACCAUGGGGAAACAGGCACCAUUGGUGUUGAGCCCCUGGACGGCGAACACACCAGCGUCGGGCUCGGUCGGGCUCGCAAAGGUAUGGUACUUACUGACGUCAACCAAACUCUCGUGGGGUGUCGUUCGUUUUCUGCGAGGUUUCCUACCUCGGACUUUGCACAGUCAACUUCACCGGUGUUGAUACUCGGAGGCCAUGCAAUCGUUUACAUCAACAGUGUGCGGGCUGCUGUCAAAGUGACGGCGGUGGCACUCGACGAGGAUGACCAGCAUUUCAGGAGAUAUCCGUCUGCAGCACCGCCCCGAGACGACGCGGAGCUUUUCCCUUUGGACAUUAAUGAUGAUGAUGAUGAUGACAAUGGCGAGGGGUUUGGAGAAGACGACGGCGAGAGCAGCAAGCCCCACAAAGAAAGAAGGGAAAUCAGAGUGUCCUUUCGUUUUGGCAGUACGAUUGAGUGGAUAGAGGUGGGCGAUCAGGUCCUUGUGGUCCCGACCAUGACGGCGACUGGGCCAGUGACCGGCCCAGCCCCGAUUGCUAAUACAGGCGGCGGCCUGUCUGGAUUUGUGGGAACCGUGUGCGAGGUGUUUAGUUGA
This is a messenger RNA of Fonsecaea erecta, 2730 nucleotides long. RefSeq lists its product as hypothetical. Gene Ontology annotation, molecular function: GTPase activity; GTP binding; translation elongation factor activity. Lineage: Eukaryota; Fungi; Ascomycota; Eurotiomycetes; Chaetothyriales; Herpotrichiellaceae. The coding region runs from base 1 to 2730 and encodes 909 amino acids. The transcript has a single exon. Gene Ontology annotation, biological process: translational elongation. The record is from RefSeq and is a predicted model, not a curated record.